ACAUGAGAAUUUUAUUACUAAUACAUUUAUUUUGAAAAACAUUCUCACAGCUAUUAAGAUCCAUUCAUGAUUUUAUUAUUACAGUAUAACAAUAAUAAUAAUGCUGGUUCAGUCUUCCACAUCCAUAGAGGGAGCUUCCCAUGCACUCAGUAGCUCUGAUCCAGUGAUUUCCUUGUGUGGGAUACACACAGGGAGCAGCUCUCUGACGCCCCGGCUGCUCUCCCAACUCUCCACUUCCGGGCCGAACCGAUCUGUCUCGAAGCGCUCGCCGUUCCCCUGCCCGCCCGGAUGUGUUAAUGGAUUCCAGACCCGGAUUCCACCGUGGCGGGGGCAGCAAUCACACCGCCCUCGGCGGCUCCGGCUCCAGCUCCCCGGCUCUGACCGGGGCUCAGGCCCGCCGGCGGAAACAGCCCCUCCGGCCUGCCGACUUCAAACUGCAAGUAAUCAUCAUCGGCUCCCGGGGAGUGGGCAAGACCAGCCUCAUGGAGCGGUUCACGGACGACACGUUCUGCGAGGCGUGCAAAUCCACAGUGGGUGAGUUAUCUGGGGGUUAAUGGGGUCUGACCUGCGGGUUAAGGCUGUGAUGGAUUAUAUCUCCUAUGAUGCUCAGCCAGCCAUAGGUUCUUUAUCUUUAGCCUAGUGGUGUACGGGUAUCACCCCCAAGGGCAUACACCUCCAUUACAAGUGUUUACAAAGAGUUGCAGGCUGAGCAUCCUGGGGCUAUAGUCCACAGCAACUGAGUUGCCAAAAGUUAGCUGUCACUGCUCUUAGGUAGGUUCAGUAGACAAAAUCAUUUAUAACAGUUUCCUCACAAAUCUGUUAUUAGAACACUGGCAAACUACUUGAAAGUCCUUGGGGACUCUGUGAGGUUAUCAAGUGGAGAUCAGGAGACAGCUGAAGAGUAGUUUUAAUUAUGACUUAUAAAAUGCAAACUUUUUUUUUUUUUUUAACACUAUACAAUGGCAUCACUAUGCAUACAAAUACAAACUGUAUUCUUAAAUGUACAGUCUGUGGAAAUGUAGGUAUGACUGACACAGUGAUCAUGGUACUAACUUUUCAGGGUAACACUUGGACAUACAUGUGUAUACAGCACAUUUCUCUCUUUGCAGCUCAUCUUCUGACAUCAAUGUUGGUAUAAGAAAUGUGUUAUUGGUGAGAAUCUGCUCCCCAGGGGAUUAAUUCCCACCAAUCUAGGGCAGUUAGUACCAGUGCUACAUAAAGAUCAAAUUAACUCUACCCCUAACCCAAAAAUAAGAUAAUGUAUAACACACGAAAUAUGCUCUUGUGGGGUUUUUGGAGACAUAGUAAACCAUCCAACCGUUAAUAUUUUGAUAUCAACAAAAUUUAGUACACGUUAAUGACAUGUAAAUAAAUACAUGGUUGCCACAUUGCGCCAUGUCAACAUUUGUUGACGGUGAAUCAUUUGAAAUUUGUCACAAUUUUGGGGAUAUUUUCAUAUAUUUUCAUAUAUAUUGGAAAUGUUUAAAAUCCCUUAGAAUUGCACAUUUCAACCAGAAUAAACAAGCUGGAACAAGCUUUUUUUCUAGCUUGGAAUUUUCAGAUUUAGCAAAUGUAAUGAAUACAAAUUUCUGUCAAGAUUCUGGAUGUAAAGAUAACCUGUUGAACGUGUAGCUGGUAUGACUAAGUGAGUGAUGCCACCAGUCUCAGUGAAGGUUAUUCACUAAAUGUAUUCAUUAGCUUGAAUUCAACAGGAUAUUGUGCAUUUUAGGCCAUAUUAGUUGAACUGGAAAAGUCAACUAUAUUACCAGAUCAGCUGUUUGAAAUUCCAAAAUAACAUUUUAUAUGCUUACUUUGGUGAAUAACCCUGUUUACUUUCUGAAUGCCUAACUUAACACUGUAAUGUUUUGCCCCAGUUAACUUCUGUUUACUAGAGCAUAGUUUUUGAUGCUGCAUAUGUCUAUUUACAUGCUCUCUGCCUAUGCUAAGUAAAACACCAAAUUACAGUCAUGCAGUAAAGUCAUUUUAUCUGCCAACCCUAGGGGGCCGCAGUUAGACAGCACAGACUCAAAGAAGUAAUUGCACAGCUGGGCUCUCACUUGCCCUUCCCCCGUACCUCAACAUUUCUCUGUCCAUCAGCCAUGUGGUUGAGAAUAUUGAUAGAACAUUCUUCAGUAAAUUGCAAGGGUUACAGGCUUGACAAAUCCAGAGGUCAAUUUGCCAGACACCCCUAGAAUUGUACUUCUGGCUUCUAAAUGUUUGGAUAAGUCUACAAAACUUUGCCUGGCUCUUUUUUUUUUUCUUACUGGCCAUAUGGGGGUAAAAAUGUUUCCCUAUUAUUUAAUGCAGGGCCGAUGCAUAAGGCGGCAUGGGAUGUCGACUUAGGACGCACCGGCCCGGAUGGAGCAAUUUCCAGAGUCAGGCGUUGUACAGAACUUCCGCCAUUCACUCUCUGACCUCACAGACUGAGGUAGAGGAUCUGUUUUCUCUACAGGUCUGGCAGGGAGUUGCUCGAUGGAGGUGGCAGAAAAUGAGCGGCAAAUGGCUUUCUGUCAGGCCAGAUAGAGGAAGAUCUGUACCCCAGUCUGUAACGCCACACAACAGUAAGGGUGAGAGAGAGCACCACAAAGGGGGUCCAAAAAAAUAGGAGUCUGACAGACACAAUGGAAGGGGGAGUAAGACAUGGGUAGUUCAGACACAUAGGGUAGUUAGUGGGGGUUAGGUAAGAUAAAAUAAAAAACUAAUUAAUUUACUGUGAUUAUUGCCCGCUCUUCACUAUGUAUGCUAUUAUUUUUUUUACUUGAAAAACCUAAAUAAAAAAUAACACUAAGGGGUGAAUAGGAAAUCCAAGGAGGACUGUAGGUCAUAAGAUAAACUAGAGGUGUGUAAAGCAUUCAAAAAGGGGCUAAGAUUCCAGAAGUUGGGUUUAUAGGCACCACAGACUAACACUCAUUUUGGGGGUGUCAAAAUGCUUUGUCGCCUCUGUAGGCAAAACUACUGGCCCUAUUUAUGAACACAUUUUAAUCAAUAAUUACCUUCAAAGUUCUCCUCGAUAGACAUUUAAGGUGAAUGUCACUUUAGGACAAUUAUACCCAAAUUACUCUGUUUUCAGCUCUCUGAUUUUAUAUUGGACUUAUGAGUGCCUACAAGGCAUCCGCGUGACUUACAUUGCACAUUAGUCGCUUAAUAGCACAAACAACACUCAUCUUCUCACACAUCACAUACGUCACAGGUGUAAAGCAGCAAAGUGUCUGCUCUCUACUUUUGAGUUAAAUAUAAACUAGUUUCUGUUCACAUCUAUUAUUAUGAUCUAUUACUUCACUUAUUGUGGCUGCUGUCAGAGCUUCUUUUAUCUUGUCAAACUGGGUUAGAUCAUAGUUCUCCAUGCAACAUAUACUCCAUGGUCUAUAUUUCAGAACUAAUGCAGAGAAGUGUGCACAGCUGAUGCUACAUACCAUGACAAUAUGUGUGCCAUGUCACAUCGUUGUCACUAUGGCAAUCUGCUUCCAAUAUUUAUCAAUCCCUGCUAUUUUUAAAAUGUCAUUGUAUUCUGCCAAUUUAGCAAUACUCUUCAUCCUUCUUGAUAAUAGUUUAAAAAGUUAUGUCACUAUUUGACUGCACUGUUAAAGUACAGCCCCCUCAGUGGACUCCAUUCCAUUUCUUUGGUGCACACAACAACCAUGCAUUGGUUAGGCACAAAUUUUCACCAGUUCCAUGAAUAUACUAUCUGUCGUAAAAAGAUAUGCUGAGUAAUGAAAUUGUACAUGAAAUACAAGUAGCUUAAAGGGACACGCUAGACCUUUCAAGCACUUUGACUUGCUCAGGCACCUGCCUUGCAAAGACUUCUCAUUGGGAAGUCUGUGAUUGGACAGUCACAGAAAGUCUGGGCUGGGGAAGAAGGGAAAUGACUUGCAAAGGCAGCAGACAAGAGAUCUACACAUUUUGCAAACAGUUUUUAGCUAUACCCAGCCAGUUAAAAAAAAUAAAUAAAUAAAAUGCAUCAUUAAAUGCAAGCAUGUUUUCAUUGGGGGUAUGUCUACUAAACCGUGUUGGAUUUUGGCAGUCCCUUUAAGAAACUUCAAUCCUCUAAUAACCUUUCAGCAAUGAUUUUUGUUGUCUAUAUUAAAGAUUUAGCAAGUAAAAUCACAAGUUGGCACAGUACUGGAUACACAUUACCAUAUUCGAUUAGGGAUAGAAACAGCUUCUCCUCCAUAACUACCUUUUAGUACAAGUCAAAAGUCCCUCUUGUUUUGUUUUUUGGGGGGUUCUGAUAAAAAAGGGCAGAGCUUAUAACAGUGAUUUAAAAAAAAAAAAGGAAAAUGCACACACUAAAAAAGGGGGGAAUACUUCAUGCAGGGAGCUCCAGAAAGGGAGGGUCAAUCUCUGAAGACAUCAAAUGGAAGAAAUGAGAUAUCCAGGCACACCUGAGGUUUCUUCUAAAAGGCAGUCUUUAUUUGAAACAAGGAAGUGGAGACAACGUUUGGCUCCUCUGUGAGCCUUUAUUAAUACCAACAUCACAAAGGUAUUAAUGUGCACCUUUUCCAAAACAUUUACAUUUGCUGCUAUGAUAGCCUGCAUUCUGCUUUUCACUACACAUUAGAACAUUUCUGUUAGUAUUUGUUUUCCUUGCAGUCCAAUUCAUCUUAAAAAUCUCCAUGCACAUCUGGUAUUUGGUAGCAAGAAAAUGUUUAGUGCAAGUGUUGCUCUUCAGUAAUGAUUUACGGUGAUAUAUUGCCUGUAUCUACUGCUUUGGUUAUAUAAAUGUGAUUUUUAAAUUGCAUUUUAUAUCCUCAGGUGUUGAUUUUAAAAUCAAAACAGUAGAGCUAAGAGGGAAGAAAAUUAGGUUACAGAUCUGGUAAGUGAAUCACUUAGCAAAUAUUGAAAAUGUAUAUUGUGGAUGUGAUUCUGUUUACAUUUUUAUUGUAUGCAAUAUGUUUAUUAGUAGUUUUGUCUUUAGUUCAUAAUUGUAUGUGUAUAGUGAGAACUGGCAUGUAUGGAGAAAGGGAACAAAUGUGUUUUCACACAGAAGAUGGAGUUUGUGUAUUGUUUAAGGGGCUGUAUAGUUCAUUCAUCUAGAGAGCCAACAUACCAGAUAAAAGUAUGUGUGCUGAUUGAUCUUGCAUGUGGUACUAUGUAUUUGUCUGUUACACAUGGCUAAUAUUGUCACAUGCCUCUAUUUAACUAUAGUGCACACAUUUGAUCUCCCUAGACUCUGCACACUCUUCUAUAUAUAGAACCAGCAAGGACGCUCCAGUUUCCUCUCUGUUUGCUCUCAGUGCUUUGGAAGCACAUGUGUGAAUCUGUUUUUAUCACUGACUGCUCAGACUGUGGAGAAUUUAAUUUCUUAAAUGUAGGGAUCGACCGAUAUUGACUUUUUUAGAGCCAAUACUGGUAAUCUAUGAACCUUCAGGCCGAUAGCUUUACGUUAUUCUGUAUAUUUACCGCAUUUUUUAAAAAAAUUUUUAAUAUUUUUAUUAAGUGGUACAUGCACAAAAUAUACAUGCCAGUCAGAGUUUUUUUGUUUUCAAGAAUAUUGUGUGUGUAGUGGAUGCAGUGAGAGUAUUUGGUUAGUAAAUGCAGUGUUUGUGUAGUGGAUGCAAUGUGUGUGUGGGUAGUGCAUGCAGUGUGUUUGUGUGUGUGUAUCUCCCCUCCACUGCUCCCCAGUGUGUCUCCUGGUAGCGUGGCCGAGCGGAGCAUUGCGCACCGUGGUACAGGAGAUCCUGUACCCGGCCGGACUGACAGGAAGAGCUCUCUGUGUGCACUUCGUUUCAGUCCGGCCGGGUACAGGAAACAUAAGUUUCUGUACCGCGGUGUGAACUGCUCCGCUCGGCCACGCUUCACAGAGUGCCUGGCAGGAGGGAGUGCUGUGCGCCCAUUUCCUGCCAGUCACUCAGAUCUAGUGCCCCCUGGGCCGGUACGCCCUAAGGCAGCCGCUUGUGCCGCCUUAUGGGCGCGCCGGUCCACUCAUUCAUUAUUGGUAUUGCUGGUGAUUUUCGCCCGAUACUUACAAAAAAAAAUCGGAAUAUAGGCCGAUAAUAUCGGCAAAACCGAUAAUCGGUCGAUACCUAAUUACAUUUAAUAUUCUGAAGUUAAGGUAUCCGAAAUCGCAAUUUUCUUUUCCUACACUUUUUAAAUACAUUUUUCAGCUAAUUGCAAGGAGAUCUCCAGGUCCAGAAGGAAGAAAAAAGCGAUAAACUACUCACCCAAUCCUGGGCGUUUCAUUGUAUGCUAUGCAUUUGUCAAAUUGGAUUUGAGGUUCAGCUGUUGCAAGAUAUUUAACUCGUGAAAAAAAUAAAAAAUGAAUUAAGCUCCUGAGUCGUUCAUAAUGGGCAUAAAAUUACUGUUCCCACAACCACAGUGUCUGUUUGAAUGAUGUUGUAGUAUUUUUUUCUUAUUUUGUAUAGUGACCAAUCCAAUCUUAUGUCUGAAUAUAGUCUGUCUGUAUUGUGAGAACAACUGUCAAAGUGGAGAAUACAGCUGUAAAUCUACAAAAAAAUUAAAGAACAGCAAUAGUGUGAAACUGUAAAAAAAUAAAUAUAUAUAUAUAUAUAUAUAUAUAUAUAUAAAAUGCGCUAAUUUGGUUACAGUCACAGGAUGGAGAAUGGUAUAUCGCCUUAGGGUGCCUCCCCUGAUGAAGAUGGGGGGCUGAUCCAAAUCACCUCCUCUCCUUUCGACAGCACUGCAGCAUGAAGAACCGGACUCAAGAUGAAGAGUAUUUAUUGGUAAAAUCAAUGUAUAAAUGAAAUAUAUAAAACUUUGUUAGAUCUGGUCCUACAUGUUUCAUCCCAAAGGACUUCUUUAGGGACCCUCAGAAGUAUACAGCUGCAAAAUGGGUAAAAAUCACAAUGUGAAAAGCAGUAUAAAACACCUCCCCCUUGGGUCUCUCCUUAUAUGUGGCUCAUAAUUCUUCUUAUUGGUGGUCCAAGGGGUGUUCCCAGCUGUUCACAAUCUCUUCUCUUCGAUAUAUAUAUAUUUUUUUGUGUGUGUUUACAUCGCAUCAGCUGAAGUCACUUCCGUUGCGACGAUCUCCACUUGUCAUCUGUUCCACUUGUCGUCUGUCUUGCCUUCCACGUGAUGUAAACAUGGAAGACCGGUGAGGGGGGGGGAGAAAAAAUGGAUGAGAAGAGAUGGUGAACAGCUGGGAACAUGAGGGAACACACCCUGGACCACCAAUAAGGAUAAUUAAGUGCCAUAUAUAAGGAGAGACAGCAGGGGGAAGGUUUUAUACUGCUUUUCACAUUGUGAUUUUUACUUUGUUUAGAUUUUUACUCAUUUUGUUGCUGUAUACUUCUGAGGGUCCCUUAGGAAGUCCUUUGGGACGAAACAUGUGGGACCAGAUCUACCAACAUUUUAUAUAUAUUUAUCAUAUCUUUCAUUUAUACAUUGAUUUUAAAGGGACACAUUGUCACCCAGACCACUUCAGCUCAAUGAAGUGAUUUGGGUGCCAGGUCUCUCAGGUUUUAACCCUUCAGAUGCAAACAUAGCAGUUUCAGAGAAAUUAUGUUUACAUUUGGGGUUAAUCCAGCCUCUAGUGGCUGUCUUCCGGACAGCCACUAGAGGCGCAUCUGCGAUGCUGGAGGCACAUUUCGCCUCCAUCGCGCAGAGCGUCCAUAGGAAAGUAUUGAGAAAUGCUUUCCUAUGGACACUUUGAAUGCGCGCGCAGGACUUGCCGCGCAUGCGCAUUCGGCUCCGCUGACGGCGGAGGAGGAGAGGUCACCAGAGCCGAGGGAGCCCGGCACUGGAUUAAGGGAAGCUGCUGAAGGGGGACCCUGAGGGUGGGGGCACCCUCAGGGCACUAUAGUGUCAGGAAAACCACUUUGUUUUCCUGACCCUAUAGUGAUCCUUUAACAAUAAAGGCAGAAGUUACUUUAUACUCUUCAACUUGAGUCCGGCUCUUAAUGCUGCAGUGCUGUCGAAAGGAGAGGAGGUGAUUUGGAUCAGCCCCCCAUCUUCAUCAGGGGUGGCACCCUAAGGCGAUAUUCUCCAUCCUGUGAAUGUAACCCAAUUAGCGCAUUUUAUAUCUUUUUUAUUUUUUUUCAGUUUCACACUAUUGCUGUUCUUUUGUAGAUUUACAGCUGUAUUCUCCACUUUGUCGGUUGUUCUUAUAUUGUGUAUAAAAUAAUACAUUCUGGGAUAUUCCUGCAGGAAGCUGUCAUCACUAUCCAUUGAGAUAAGUGUAUUUUUCACCACACAAUUGAUUUCUGGUGUAGAUGAAAUUAUUCUAACAGUAUUUUUGUGUCUACAUAUGUCUCUAUUGUAUUUGCUUAACAUUUUCUUUCUUUUGUCUUUGAUUUGUAUUGUUUUAUGUAGAAAAAAAUUAGUAUAAAUAAAUGGGGGGGGGUGGGAAUAAACUAACUUUGUGACUUAAAAAAUAAAUAAAUACCGUUUUGAAUUUAUGUAGUACCGUGUUGUUUUGUUUUGUGUUUUUUUUUUUUCAUGUGUAACGGUGCUUACUCCAUUAAAAUAAAGCUUUUGAGUUUUUCACUUGUGGCCUGUACAGUAUUCAAAUGCCUAUGCUUUUUUUGAAUGGGUAAUUUUAAUGCUGUGCUUUCCAUAUAUUAUGUUUGCAAAAAAAAAAAAAGAGUAUUAUGCACACACUAAAAAGAGUGAAUACUUCCUGCAGGAUGCUCCAGAAAGGGAGGGCCAAUCCGUGAAGACAUCAAAUGGAAGAAAAUAAAUAAUUAGGCACACCUGAGGUUUCUCCUAAAAGGCAGUCUUUUUAUUUGAUAAAGUCUUAUAGGAGCCAAAACAUUGUCUCCACUUUCUUGUUUCAAAUAAAAAAAGACUGUCUUUUAGAAGAAACCUCAGGUGUUUCUGGAUAUUUCUUUUCUUCCUUUCCCUAUAUUAUGUCUGAGUGUGAAGGGUGGACUUUUCAGCAAGUCAGGGAGCUACUUAGAGUAUCUUAUAAAGUUGGAUUCAGUUCUCGCAGACAUAAAGUGUAAUGUUACUGUUUCUUUUCCAAAGCCCCGUACAAUGGUCACAUGUCUGUGUUGACAUAUUUUUCACAUCAGUAGAACAUUCCAUUCCUUCCACAUCUUAGUAUAAUGUUUGCACAUGACGAGGUUAGGUGUGUGUGUUUGCUUUAUAUCAUUCAACUAGUGUUUUGUCUUUAAACCAUCCCACCCUUUAUGCAUUGUGCAGUGAAUACAGUUUUAAAACACAAGAAAUAUUAAUGAAAAUAAUACUGUGUAGGGGGUCCUUUUUUUUUUUUUUUUUUUGCCGAUCAUUUUCAGGACGUGUAGCUCCUGCAGGCACCAGGAAUAGAUGUACAUACAGUAUUUGCCACUGUACAGCACAGAUUUAUGAGAUGGUUUUCUACUUAGAGUCUAAGUAACAUAUUAAUCCCAUGUCUUUUAAGACAAAAUAUCACAAAUAUUCUCAACAGAUAAGGAAUAGGGCUAUAGUAUCUAAGUGGUGGUCCCAUUCCCUACCUCCACAUUUUCCUUUUCGUUUAAUUGUUGGCUCAUUAUUAGUGUCUUUGUGGACUAUACCCAGAACUGGAAUAGGGUCGCUUCUUUCUUUUUUUUUUGUUCUAUUAAAACAUACUGCUACUAACAACACUGUUACAUACACUCACAUACGCUACACACAUACUCAGAAAUACAUAGACAUUUACACACACUUCUACACAUACACACACUCUUUAUGUGUGUGUGUGUGUGUGUGUGUAUAUAUACAAAAACAAUUCUGUGCCUACAGGCGCUCGUAAUGUAAAUCCGGCUCUGAGGGGGUAGCAAAUUGUAUUAGAAGAUGAUGGGUUGUUUUGUUUUUUUGCCUUGAGACGUACAGAGGUACUUUUACUGAAAGGGUUGAGAAACACUGUUCUAAAUUUUCAAUAUAUUUAUUCAUUGUAUUCUAUUCAGUUCAAGGCAUUUUGUUUACAUAAUUUAUUAAUUGUAUAAUGAAUGCAUAUUAUAGUGUAAAAGCAAAUGCCUUUUACUGGUUACUGCUGACAAGGAUUUAUUAGUAAAUUGACAAGCUUUAUUUUUAACUACUAAAUUCAUCUGCCGAUGCUGGGUUUCUUGCAAUAACAUAACUAAUCCUGCCUAGAACACUUUGAAUGUUAAUGUCUUCACAGUGCUUCCCACGUUCACUAACUCUUCUUAUACAUUCACUCACUGUAUUUUUUCCAUCUCACCAUUUGCUUGUUGUGCUUCCAACUGACUUAACUGGCACCCAGUGGCUCCACCGGUCAGCUAUUGCUUGAAUGUAUGUGGCAUGUCUUGGUCCUUCAUCUGUGUCCCUGUCUGGAAAGCAAUAGCCUCUGGCCUGGUUAUCUAACAUCACUCAAAGGGGAGACGGCUGCCUGAACAGGAGGUAAAUUCAUGAUGUUCAUCACUUUUACCACUUCUUCACAGCUCUGUUGCAUGCAAAUCAUUUAGCUUGCUUUUCUUAUUCCCCUAAGGUAGUUAGUGUAGCUCUGUUUAUCUCUUGCUACACAUUUUUCGUCUUGUACAUAGUGUCACUGGAAUGCUUACAUUAAAAGUGCUAGCAGUCUUUCAUUUGAUGCAUAGCCAUGCCACACAAUGCAAAUAGACUUUUUAAAGAUAAUUUUCUCUACUUGUAGCCCACCAUGUCAGUGAGUUUAUGUACUGUUAAUUGUUUGGUCCAGUCAACGUAGUAUGGAAUUGUGUUUUAAUAUGAUUCCAGUAGGUAGGAAGUAUGAGAUCAUUUAUACUAGAAAGAGACACUAUAGGUGCCCAAAGCACUUUUUCUCAAUGAAGUGGUCUGGGUGUCAUGUCCCUGUAGUUUUAACACCUGCAGUGUAAAACAUUGCCAUUCUGCAGGAGCAUUGUUUACAGUGCAGGGUUAAAAUGCUGGAGAGGCACUUCAGCAUAAUUUGGUGAUUGGCUUGAUGAAUUCAGCCAAUGAGGCAGGACUCUCAGAGAGAGCACCGUGCCAUGGAAGAAAAUGUAAGUUAACUACCUUUUUAUCCAUUUGAGGGGAGUAAACAAAAACUACAGGACACCUUAGCAUUAGGAAUACACAUUUGUAUUCCUAACGCUAUAGUGUUCCUUUUAAUUUUUAUUUUGUUUGGUAGACGGCAAAAGAUUAUUGCAAUGAUACUCGACUAGGGAAGAGAUUAUAAAUAGCAAAUAAACUGUUCCACCUUAAAGGAACUCAACAAGAGCCAAAACACCUUCAGCUUAAUGAAAUGGUUUUACUGUGUUGAUUAUGUCCUUCCAGUGUUACUGCUGAAUUCUCUGGUACCUAAUAUCCUUUUAGAGUUAUGAGACAACUCAUAGUAAUACGUGUGUGGUUAUCUUACUUUUUCAUCCAAUUUGCAUUUAUAUCUUAGUUUUCAAUACACAUUUUGAUUGUAUUUUUCUUAUUCUGAAUAUAUUUUAUUCAUUUUAAAUUGCAUUUUACACUAAAGGCACCUUAAAAUAUAGGCAAAUCAUCUGUAUUUUAAUCAUUGAGGAAGAUUUUGUUUGAAGAUUAGAUAUUUUUGUAAUCGUUUAUCACAGAGUAAAUACCUUUCUGUUGCUUGCCAUAACUAACGUAUCCUCCUGUUUGAAAAUAAAUUCUAAUAUCCCUCUGAUCUAGUUAAUGUUACUGAUUAAAUAAUUUUUACAUAAUGUCUGUAAAUUAACAGAUGUCAAUUACUACAAUUAUGUGUUCUCUCCUUUCUGUGCCAAGAUAUUUGGGUUGUUGAUCAUACUUGUACAAUGACACAUUGUGUGAACUAGUUACAGUAGGUGUAAAGCUGAACAUUGCUAUUCAGACUUUACUAUGGGGGGUUUACAAGAGUCUGAGUUGAGAUUUGACAACAGUUUAAUUGUUACAGUUUCCUUCUUUUGCUCUUUAGGGACACAGCUGGCCAAGAGAGAUUUAACAGCAUUACUUCAGCCUACUACAGGAGUGCCAAAGGUAUCAUAUUAGUCUAUGAUAUCACAAAAAAAGAGACUUUUGAAGAUUUACCAAAAUGGAUGAAAAUGAUCGAUAAGGUGGGCAUGGAGUGAUGUCCUUCAAGGGACAGUUGUAGAACAGUAGCCUUAAUGGCUCGUUAAUGGUUCUGUGAAAUUGACAUGCUAUUCCAUCACUAAUUUACAUGACAUAUCUUUAAUAUUAUGUACAUUCUUACAAUGGUCAGACUUCACUUUGAGGAUGCACUCAUUUGUCCUCAGGUUUAUUGCUCAAAGAGAGUGCAAACAUAGCACUUUGUCCCAGGUUAUAAGUGGUGCUGAGUCCUCACAUCUACAGCACAGCUUCUGAAAGAUUAGGCACCCGGGGGGGCCCUUAGUUUGUGUAAAUCUAUUUAAAAUGGUGGGACACAGAACCAGCGGUAGGGCCGGUGACGUAUUGAUAAUCCCUAGAACUGACUAAGAGCAUCCCUUUAAAUGAAGAUCACCCUGUUUGAGAGUUGCAGAUACUGUUUUGUUGCAAAGACUUGCUGUGAUUAACAAUUUUUUAAAUGAAGGUAUUAGAGAACAAGUAAAUCAGAUAAUGUUUUUUUUCCGUAGUAUGCAUCAGAAGAUGCAGAACUUCUACUAGUUGGUAAUAAGCUAGACUGUGAAAUCGACAGAGAAAUUACAAAGCAGCAGGGAGAAAAGGUAAACCUUUUAAAAUUUAUGAUAGUGUGUGUGAAUAUUUCAAUCUACUCUGAGUAUCCCAUGAUGCCAAAGCAAAAACCAGAUUUGAUUCCAUUGCAAAUAUAUUUAACAGAAAAAAAACUGAAAUCUUACAUUAACAUGAGUAUUCAGACCCUUAAUUCUGUAUUUUGUUAAACCUCCUUUGGCAGUGAUUAAAUCCUCAAGUAUUUUUGGGUAUUCUGCUAAAAACUUUGCACACCUUGGAUUUGGGUAGUACUCUUUCAUUCAUCUCUGCAGAUCUUCUCAAGCACGGUCUGGUUGGAUUGGGACUGUCUGUGGACUGCCAUUUUCAGGUCUCUCCGGAGAUCAAUUGGGCUAAAGUCCAGGCUCUGACAGGCCAUUCAAGGACAUUAAAAGAUUUGUCCCUAAGCCACUCUUGACUGUGUGCUUAAGAGUCCUUGUCCUGUUGGAAGGUGUACCUUCAGCUCCAUCUGAGAUACUGAAUGAGAUGAGGUGUCUGAAGAAUUGAGAAAAUACAAAAGCACUAGAGGAAUCAACAAAGGAACCACAAUAGGCCACUGAACAAGGCAAAAGACGUUCUAUUUAUAUGGGAGCGUCUUUUGCUUUAAGAGUACGCCCCCAAAAUGUUUUAGGUGAAAAUGGCACGAAGACACCUCAUCGACGCAUCGUAUUGUAAAAAGGGGCAUGUAUGCUGAGCAUCUAGAGAUAGGAUUUGACUGCAGGGACCCUUCCACGUGGGUGUCUGUGAGUGAGGUAAGGUAUCUUGACAGUAAUUUGGUGUCUGCCAAAAGGGUUUAGAACCAUUGAUUUAACCUGUUAAGGACCAAACUUCUGGAAUAAAAGGGAAUCAUGACAUGUCACACAUGUCAUGUGUCCUUAAGGGAUUAAAUAGAUUUUUCUGUUGAUUUCAUUGGCAAUUAAGAGUAUGUGAUUUUAAUUUCACAUUUUGUGUGUGCUAAAUGUAUUUAUUUCUCAGUUUGCACAACAGAUCACAGGGAUGCGUUUCUGUGAAGCAAGUGCCAAGGACAAUUUCAAUGUAGAUGAAAUAUUCUUGAAAUUGGUUGAUGACAUAUUGAAAAAGGUAAAAACAAAGUUGUUGUUUUUUGUUUUGUUUUAAUAGCUCCUAAAGUUUUUGCAGCCUUAGUGUCUUAGAAUUGUGGUCCAUUAAACUGAACUCUUUGAGCUUUUCUAAACUGUUACGAUCGCUAGUUUACCUGCACUUUUUAGUCUUCAUUGUACUUCAUGCUAUCCAUCUGUAAACAUUACACAAGUCACCAGCUGCAUGCCACCUCUGUGAAUAUAAUAAAAUGCUUCCUGAUAUGAUGUUGCCUGUAAUGCACUGCAUUCUAUAUCAAUUACAAUUAUACACUAGAGGAAAUAGAGUUAAAGCUGUAAUAUUAAAGGAUUGAGAAGCAGACAUUGGUUACCUGAUUAAGACAUGCCUUGAUUAGUAUAUUUUGUUUUAAAGUUCAAGGUUAUCUAGACAGUUAGCUACUGGUAGCUACAUUAUACUCUAUUCCAAUUCCAUCCCAGUUAUCUGUAUUGGCAUUAAACCAACAUACAAAAUUAUGUUGCUCUUCUUUUCCACCAAACUGGGCAGGCCUCACCCAGUAUCAUUAGACUUACAUUUCUGGCAACAUUAUCUAAACAUUGCAUAACUCAAGUUAAUUGGGCCCAUUGCAUUUAUAGGCAGUUUGCCAGGCAUGAAAUGAGGAGCACAUGUCAAUUGUGGCAUCCUCUGAAUCCAGUGGCGUACACAUGACCCAUGGGACCCUGGUGCGAAAAUUGAUCUCGGCGCUGGUCGGGGCCGCAACAAAUGGCGGGCACCUGGUCGCAGGGGUUACAGGGCUGCGACCGCGGUAUGCACACACACUUAAAGGACCACUACAGACACCCAGAUCACAUCAGCUCAAUGAAGUGGUCUGGGUGCCAGGUCCCUCUAGUUUUAACCCUGCGGCUGAAAACAUAGCUGUUUCAGGGAAAUGGCUAUGUUUCACUGAGGGUAAAUCCAGCCUCUGUGGCUGUCUCAUUGACAGCUGCUAGAGGAGCUUCCGUUUAAAUGCGCGAGCGCCUCUUGCCGCGCAUGUGCAUUCGGAGCUGAGAGGUGGAGGGAUCCCCAGCACCAAGGGAGUCCGACGCUGGAGAAAGGUAAAUGCUGAAGACACACACACACACUCUCACGAACAGACACACACAUUUACUGACAGACACACUCAGCGACAGACAUACAUACACACUCACAAAACAUACACUUUCACUGACAAACACUCACUAACAGACACCAAACACACACACACACUCUAACACACACACUACCACAAACACACACACAUUUUUUUUAAAAUUUAAUCCCCCCAGCCUCCUUACCUUUUGGAGAGCUGAGGGGAUUCCCUGGGGUCCAGUGGUGCUGCUGGGCGGGCUGGCUUUCUGGGUGGCCGGCUCGCGAGGGAGCACUCUCCCCUGAGUGCUUCCUCUUCAGCUCCCUCGCCGUCAUCUUCCGGCUCCGGUAUCAGUGCGGUGCGCGAGGGAGCUGAAGAGGAAGCAGUCAGGGGAGAGUGCUCCCUCGCGAGCCGGCCACCCAGACAGCCAGCCCGCCUGCCGGAGUCAGCAGGGCCAGCCUCGGGGGGGCCCUGAGGUAGCCGCCUCCUGGGCCCCCCAGGAGAAGAGGCUGGCCCUGUGGGUACAUACCGGGUCGCAGGGGCAGCCGGGCCCCCUGAUGGGCCGGACCCGGUCACAGCCGCGACCCCUGCGACCCUGGUAUGUACGCCACUGUCUAAAUCAUAACAUUCUUUUGUUUUAUUCGCAGAUUAGCUGAAUAUUUAUUUUAUUAAAUGCCUAAACAGUUUUUGGGUUUUUUUCAGAUGCCUAUGGACCUGAUGCGGAGUGAGUUAUCCAACAGCAUUCUGUCUCUUCAACCAGAACCUGAAGUCCCACCAGAAUUGCCUCCACCCAGACCUCCUGUCCGUUGCUGUUGAUUAUAUUCUUGUUCUUUAGACAUAGCAGAACAAGGGCUCUCAGUCACUUUGUCCUGCAAUACAAUCAUUAGAAAUGGUCCCUUUUUUGCACUUCCUUAUCAGAGCUGUGUAAAUAUGCAAGCAGGGAGCCCAAGAUUAGGUAGCUACUUGGACGGAAUGAAGUAUUUCUGUUGCACCCUGGAUCAGCAGUCCAGAGUUUGCAAACAGGUUCAGUGAGUUCUGACAUGGAAUCAUUUGCCCAUUUUAUUAAACUGGCCACAGCUAUGGUUCCUAGUAAGCCAUUUAUAUAGGGCGCCACUAGCUGCAUCAUUCUUUAUGCCGGGUGCUAUCAGCUCCAGGUGUGGUCUGUCUAGCCAUUUUCAAAUACUAGAAGUGUUUGUUUUAAUUGUAUAUUUUUUUCCCCCCUGUAUUUAGUCAUAUAUAUGGCGCUUAGCUAAAUAAUAAUUUGUCCAGAUAUAGUUGAAGGCCUUCAUGGAAAAUGCUUCCAUAAACAUUAUUAUUCUACUUAGUUUAUUCUUUAAUGCAAAAAAGGUCUUUGUUUUUAAUCUGUAGUAUUAUAAAAUUACUGGAACUGCCAUGAAUAUUAUAUUUUUUUUCCAGUAGUUUAUUUUAUUUGAAUAUUAUUUAUUAACGUGUAAAUUGUUUGAAGGGUAUCUGUUACAUUUACUCCAGGAGAUUGCACUUUGCACUGUCAAAGUGGCCCUUUUCUCUAAUGCAACAUAAACAGAAUCUUUUGUGAGCACAGUCAGAUGUUUUUUGUGGUAUGAAGGCACAUUGAACAAAGAUAGCAACAUAUGUGGUUAAUGGUUCUAGAGACUAUUUUAUGAUGUAACGCUAAAUGGGGACAUUUAGAAGUAAUCACCGAAAAAACUGCUAGACUAUAAAGCAGCAUUGCUCUCCUAAAUGGAAACUAAUCACAGAGGGCUGAAACAAUGUUUUGGGUUUUUUCCCCAUAUUCACUUACUAAACGUGUGCAUUUAACUUUGCCACUUUUUAUGGGAGGGGGAGGAUUUUUUGGGGGGGUGGGGGAAGGGGCAAGAACAUAAACCUAAAUGGCAAAUGUUCUUUUAUGAAGAUGGUGGGUUUGUGAACUACAUUUUUGGUAUAUCUCUUAUUAAAAAAAAAAAAGAAAAAGCACUGUAUAAUUUGGCGUUUGGGAAACAGUGGUUGAUAUGCAUUUGGAUAAAUGUGUGUCCUGUGGUAUUUGAACCAUUACAGUAUUUCUAACUAAUGAAGUGAAAAUAAACUUUUUUUUUUAUUUAUGAA
Molecule: messenger RNA, 16753 nt
Organism: Pelobates cultripes (western spadefoot toad)
Lineage: Eukaryota; Metazoa; Chordata; Amphibia; Anura; Pelobatidae
Source: the annotation of a GenBank genome assembly